Molecule: messenger RNA, 630 nt
Organism: Phytophthora nicotianae INRA-310
Lineage: Eukaryota; Oomycota; Peronosporomycetes; Peronosporales; Peronosporaceae
Exons: 2
Coding region: 1-630 (209 amino acids)
Biological process (GO): protein deglycation, glyoxal removal; guanine deglycation, glyoxal removal
Cellular component (GO): cytosol; nucleus
Molecular function (GO): protein deglycase activity
Source: RefSeq, a predicted model, not a curated record
AUGAUGGCUGGUGGAACAACCGAGUACACGGCACUGGGCGAUGAAGAUCUCCCCGUGCAGGCACUGCCACACGUGAAGCCUCGAGCUUUGAUUGUCGUGGCAGACGGCAGCGAAGAGCUCGAGACAUUGGCGUUGUCCGAUGUCUUGAUCCGUGGAGGACUUCACGUCGUCAUUGGAUCGGUCGGACGAACCAGAAGCAACAUCGUUAUGGGCAACCACGGUCUACACAUCCAGGCCGAGAAGCCAAUUGAGGAGUGCAGCUUUGAAAACUUCGAGCUGAUAGUCUUGCCUGGAGGCGAUGGAGCUACGCACGUGCGUGACUCCGACCUCGUGAUCAAAAUGCUGCUGUGGCAGAAACAAGCUGGACGCUGGAUCGCUGCGAGCUCCUCGGCGCCUGCGGUUGUACUGAACCCGCACGGUUUGCUUGGCGAGCGUGCCACUUGUUCGAAUGCUCAUGAGCCAGAAAUGAUGCGUGAGUUCGUCGAUGAAGAUGUCGUUGUGGACAAUCGCUGCGUGACAAGCCAGGGUCCAGGCACGGUGCUCAAGUUCGCACUGACGCUGGUCAAGCUGCUGAACGGAGACCUUGCUGCCCAAAGAGCUGCCAAGGAGCUUCUGUAUCCUUGGCCAUAG